AUGUCAGAUUCUGACAAUGUUACAGGAUCAGAAUCGAGCAAGAUCAUCGAAUUUUACCUGUCCUGCUGGAUUGUGAAAUUUUUACACUAAAAUCUUUGUUGGAUAAAGGGAUUCUCUCGAUUUGGGCCGAGAGAGUCACGAUGACUUUCGUACAAAACUUUGUACUUUUGCUCCUUUUUGUUGGUUCAUUAGAAGCUGGAUCAUGUAGGAAUAACAAUCAUUUGAAAUCAAAAUACAGACGAGCUGAAGUGCCAUCAGCUGUUUCGUCACCACCAGCCACGACCACUAUGAAUGCCGAUACAUCCGCUCCGACGCGUAAACUAGUAUGUUACUUGGACUUCGAGAGUCAGCCUGAAACAGGCACCUCAAUAAAAGACAAGUCGCAGAGUGGAAAUGAUGGUUACCGUGAGAAAGGUCUCCUACUGGUCAAUUUCAAAGGCUGCGGUAACGCUGCGUACCUCUAUUCUGGAGAUAUUUUAUUCCAUGGCGAUACCUUCCAAGGAAAGCCAUAUGAAGGUAUAACAAUUGCUGCUUGGGUGAGGAUCCUAGAGCUCCCCGGCAGUCACUCUAUCUUCGAUACAAUUGGUAGCAGCCAUGAGUGUGGCCAAUAUCACUUCGAAAUCAACGAUGGUAAUGUCCGUUGGUUCCAUCGAAAUGAAACUCAACAAACUGUGUUCAGUGUUGAGGCAACUGGAGCCCCUGUCAAACAAGCCACGUGGGUUCACGUCGCAGGCACAUACGAUGGAACAAUUGGCAAAUCAAAAAUCUACGUCAAUGGUGAUUUAAAGAAUAUGUCUGUCAACGAAUAUGGCGGAUACUUAUCACGUGACUGGAACAUGCGCGUUGGGAUUGGUGACCACAAAAAUUUCCGACCAGUAUUAGGUUUCGUUGACGAGUUCCGCGUAUAUAACUAUGCAGUCACCAAAAAGGAAGUCGAUGAUAUGGUGAAGAAAUGCAACUUCCAAGCUGGAGGCACUACUACAGCCGUAACUCCACCUCCUGUCCCAGCACCAAAACCAGCGGUAGUAGGAGCACCUGCCCCACCUGCUCCACCCGUUUCGUUGACUCAUGAUGCUGUACUUAUCAAUGACGACAAAGAAAAAGAAACCAGCGAUGUCAAAUCACCUGGCCAGGAAAUGGAAGAAACGAUCCUGAAGCGUUCCAAAGUCCUCCGCAAACUCCGCCACCACAAGAAGAACUCGCACUAACGGGUCAUGUUAAUAGACAACAUUAACGACAACAGCGCACUAGCGUAUAAGACUGGCAACUAGUUUCAUAUAAUUUGCAUUCUUGUGCAGAAGGAGUAAAAUUAACCGACUAAGAAGAUAACUAUAAGACAAUUUAUUUAACUGUUUCUAUUUAAACCUGUCCCUUUUGUUGCUUGUGCAACACUGUAAUAUACCAAAAUUUGAACAUUCUCAAAGAAAUUGCAGUAAAUAUUUUGAGCUAUAGUCAAUCACUCUCCCGUAAUUUGGAACUGUACAUUUCUGUAUUAAUAAAGUUCAAAUGUUUUCUUUAU
Dendronephthya gigantea is the source of this 1519-nucleotide messenger RNA. RefSeq lists its product as uncharacterized. The record is from RefSeq and is a predicted model, not a curated record. The transcript is spliced from 8 exons. Bases 141 to 1208 code for a protein of 355 amino acids. NCBI's taxonomy places the organism in Eukaryota, Metazoa, Cnidaria, Anthozoa, Malacalcyonacea, Nephtheidae.